AUGAGCGUGUUAUCUCUGUCCUCGUCUUUCCUCAGAGAGCUCCAGCGCAAUAAGUCUCUGUAUGCUAUUCUGCUUUUAGGCUUAACUGCGUAUUCGGUUGUUCGCUACAUCAGAAGCCCCUAUCGCAAGCUUCCUCCAGGACCCAAGGGCUAUCCCAUCAUCGGCAAUUUCCUGAAUAUUGGUGAGAAACAAUGGCACGUAUUCACUGAGUGGAAGAAAGUCUAUGGCGACUUUGUGUAUUUCAAGGCUCUUGGCCAGCCGAUGCUUGUUUUGAAUACUCAGAAGGCAGCAGCCGAUCUUCUUGAUAGGCGCGCCGCAAACUAUUCGGAUAGGCCCCCACACAUAGUUGCUUGCGAAAUCCUAACGGGAGGUCUUAUUCUUGGUUUCACGCGUUUCGGAGAUCUUUGGCGCCGCAUGCGCAAGGCUGGCAAUGAGGGACUUCACAAGGGCGCUGUGCCCAGAUACUACCACAAGCAGACUAUCGAGUCUAUUACCCUCGCUCUUGGCAUGGUUACCGAGCCUCGCCUGUGGGAUCGACAUGUGCGCCGCACUUCGGCCUCUACUACGCUGGGCAUCGUCUACGACGCUCCUACGAUCGCUUCGGAGCAUGACCCCCAUGUUAGACGCAUUAACGAGUUUGUGGCACGCUUGACGCGGGCUGCUCUUCCUGGCGCUCAUUUCGUAGACUUCUUCCCGUUCAUGAAGUAUAUUCCGAGCAGGUUUGCCAAAUGGAAGCGCGAGGCAGAGGAGUGGUGCGUACGCGACUCAGCCAUGUUCGAAAGUCUACUCAGCGGUGUACGCUCUCGGAUGGAAAAGGAGGGAGGAUUGGUUAGCCUAAGUGCUACGUUGAUUAAAGACCAAGCGCGGGUCAAUUUGAGUGAGCAUCAGAACGCCUGGGUUGCUGGAAGUGUCUAUUCUGCGGGAACGGAGACAACAGCCAGCACCAUGGCCUGGUGGAUGCUUGCCAUGGCCACGAACCCCGACGCUCAGAAGCGCGCGCAGGCUGAAAUUGAUACUGUCGUCGGUCGCUCUCGUCUCCCAAGCUUCGCCGACUUCGAGCACCUUCCGUAUACUCGUGCCAUGGUUAAAGAAGUCUUGCGUUGGAGGCCUGUCGUCCCUGUUGGCUCGCCGCAUCGAUCGAUCAAAGACGAUUGGUACGAAGGCCACUUCAUUCCCGCAGGCACAGUUUGCAUCACGAACGUUUGGGCUAUCAAUCACGACACGACGAUCUAUGGCGAAGAUGCGGCGCUGUACAAUCCUUCUCGCCAUCUUGAUGAACAUGGCCGUUUGGCGCCGAGUCCCCCUGACACAAAGGAGCAGAGCCAUGCGACUUACGGAUUUGGUCGCAGGAUAUGUCUCGGCAUGCACGUUGCGAACAACGCCUUGUUCAUGUACAUCGCCAUGGUGGUGUGGGCUAUGAAUAUUGAACCGAUCACAGGUGCCAACGGGAAGCCGCAGGAUUUGGACGUCUACGCUGAUAUCGAUGAUGGACUUGUGGUGAAACCUCCGCCAUACGAGUACAAGAUCACGCCACGCUUCCCUGAUGCUGCGGCGAUGUUGGAGCAAGCUAAAGAGACGAUGGGUAAUUGACCCAUGCGGCUUAGAGUUCAUGGGCUCGUCAUAUGCUCCCUUUUUGUAAGAUAGAUGCAGUAGGUUCACAGAGAACGACGAUGUGUUUAAGCAUGUCCCUAUGCAGAAAGUGUGUCUC
This is a messenger RNA of Heterobasidion irregulare TC 32-1, 1708 nucleotides long. It is a transcript of the gene cyp66, whose product is annotated as cytochrome P450 monooxygenase 66. Gene Ontology annotation, molecular function: iron ion binding; monooxygenase activity; oxidoreductase activity, acting on paired donors, with incorporation or reduction of molecular oxygen. NCBI's taxonomy places the organism in Eukaryota, Fungi, Basidiomycota, Agaricomycetes, Russulales, Bondarzewiaceae. The record is from RefSeq and is a predicted model, not a curated record. Bases 1 to 1590 code for a protein of 529 amino acids. The transcript is spliced from 7 exons.